CGCCGGAAGUGCGAUAUUUCAUAUAAAAUUUUGAUUUAAGUUAAGUUUUUAUCUGAUUUUUAGUAUUUUACUAGUUCGGAAUGCUUCAAAUGAACAUGAUGGACGAUCCGGGAGGUCCUGCUAAAACUUUGUACGUUGGCAAUUUAGAUGCGGCCGUUUCUGAGGAAUUACUGUACAUGUUGUUUUCACAGUUUGGCAUGUGCAUGGAGUGCAAAAUUCUUAGAGAAGCAGGGCACGAUCCUUAUGCAUUCAUCAAAUAUACUGAACAUCAGCACGCUCAGGCAGCCCUCAUGGCCAUGAACAAGAGAAAUGUGCUAGGCAGGGAGUUAAAAGUGAAUUGGGCCUCACAUCCUGGGACGACAGCGAAACAGGAUACAACGAAUCAUUAUCACAUAUAUGUCGGAGAUUUGAGCCCUGAUAUUGAUGUUGUCCAAAUAAAAAAUGCCUUCGUACCUUUUGGUGAAAUAUCGGAUUGUAAAAUAAUACGAGACCCUCACACGCAGAUGUCGAAGGGCUAUGCCUUUGUGUGCUUCGUUCGAAAAGAGGACGCAGAGAAUGCUAUCGUGACCAUGAAUGGCCAGUGGCUCGGCGGUCGAACGAUCAAAACCAACUGGGCCAGUGGCAAAGGAAACAUGAUGAACAUCACCAAAGCCCCCGGAGGCCGGCCCAUGUUAGAUUACGAUGAGGUGUACAACCAAUCCAGCCCGACAAAUGUUACCAUAUACAUUGCCGGUGUACAGACAGGACUGACAGACGAAUUACUCCGAGAAACCUUCUCCCCAUACGGCAACAUUGUCGACAUUCGAAUAUUCAAAGAGAAGUGCUAUGCCUUCGUCAGGAUGGAUAAAAAAGAGUCGGCUUGUAAUGGGAUAGUGGGAGUACACGGAACCGACGUUAAUGGCUAUCCAGUCAAGUGCUCCUGGGGCAAGGACCCUAGCGAUCUCCUGAACCCCAGCCCAUCUCUCAACAGUAGCAACAGUAGUAGUAUUACUGCCAGCAAUAGCAACAACAAUAGUAUUGGUAGUCUGAAGAUGGGUGCGUUACCCUCUAGUGGAGGGACAGCCCCCAUGAAUGCCGCCUCCCCAUACGGGGCUAACUUCCCUCCCAAUCCGUACAGUGCGUACUAUCAGCAGAUGGCCUACUGGCAGUACCCCCAGAUGAACGCUGCUUACAUGAACGCCUACAACCAGCAAGUGUAUGCAGCUGCUGCAGCUGCUGCUAACUAUCCUGGAUCACAGUGGCCUGCCAGCAACAACACAGCAAACAAUGGUGGUAGUGGUGGAGGUGCUGGGGAUGGAUUCUAUGGCAACAAGCAGUAGCUUGCUAUUUAACUGUGGACUUGAAUAUAUAUAUAUAUAUAUAUAUAUAUAUAUAUAUAUAUAUAUUAUAUAUAUAUAUACAUGUAUAGUUUGGGUUGGGGCUGGUUCUAUUGGAAACAUAAGAUAGAUAUCAUUUUAUGCUAUUAUCUGUUUAUGUUUGUCUCUCUCUCUUUCUCCCUCUCACUCUCUUUUUCUCUCACACACACUCUCUCUGUUAUAAGUAAAUGAAUGAUAAUGAUGAUAGUGAUUGUUAUUAUUUUUAUUAUUAUUUCUCGAUAAAUCAAUUUGUUAGGCUGGCUGUCCGUCUGCUAGGCUGUUGGUUUUAUUGAUUACUUUAAUGAUCAUUAUUAUUAUUAUUAUCUUUAUUAUUAUUAUUAAUGUUUGUGUACAUAUGUUGUGGGAGUAAGUUGCGGUAAGGUUAUGAUAAUGAUGGCGAUGGUGGUGUUGAUGAUGAUUUUAGUGAUUGAAUGAUUGGUUGGUUGGUUGGUUGAUU
Molecule: messenger RNA, 1812 nt
Organism: Helobdella robusta
Lineage: Eukaryota; Metazoa; Annelida; Clitellata; Rhynchobdellida; Glossiphoniidae
Exons: 13
Coding region: 81-1319 (412 amino acids)
Molecular function (GO): RNA binding
Source: RefSeq, a predicted model, not a curated record